Molecule: messenger RNA, 1342 nt
Organism: Cuscuta campestris
Lineage: Eukaryota; Viridiplantae; Streptophyta; Magnoliopsida; Solanales; Convolvulaceae
Source: the annotation of a GenBank genome assembly
UCGAGUAGCCCUCCUAUUUGCUACGGAGUAUUUCCGUUCCAGAUAGAAAGCGAACUACGGAAAAGUGCCCUCAAACCCACGAACGGAAGUCGCCGAGAGAGAGGCCAGAAGGAAGCUGCGGAGAGAGAGGCGUCGUCGCCUGCCUGCACGCUCCACUGCUGAUGCCCGCCAGUCACCGAGAGAGAGACGCCGCUGCCCGCUAGUCACCGAGAGAGAGACGCCGCUGCCCGCCAGACGCCACCUCGCCGGAAAUUCUCCAGCCUCCAGGUCCCGGAGUCCAGAGGUAGUCUUCCUGCACAAUCAUCUUCCAAGAUGUCAUUCAUGAAGGGAGAUCUGCUAAGGAGAACCCAAAAACUUGUCAAGGGAUUCGCUAAAGCUGAGCCUGUCUGGCUCAAAGCCAUGGAACAUGCACCACCGGCCACAUUUCCUCGUGCAGAGAAUAAAAUCAAACCCAUUACUCUCCCCGAGGAUGUUUAUGUAAAGAAGUUCUUUAAGAAGAAUCCUUACUCUUUGCCCGAGGAUCCAAUCGACUUCCGUGGGUUUGACCCACCUCCAGCGCGCUUAUUUGGAUGUCGGGUGGUUGAGUUGAAGGAAAAAGGAGCAGAUGAAAGUGAUGCUAUGGCUGUGGCUCAGCUGGAGUAUCAAACGGAGAAGAGUGCAAGAAAGAAGGCGUAUAGGCGAUUGAAGAAAAUCGCACGCCUUCAAGGAAAGGAACCACCUCCCAACCCCUACCCUAAAGCGUACAAGGAGAUACAGGAAGAAGAGAGGCCAUUUGUGCGAGAGCGCUUCAACAAUCACAACAUUAUCAGAAUUGCAGAGAAACUUAAAGAAGAAAGAGAAGCCGAGUUGCAAGAGAGAGGGGUGGGGCGAGGGGGUGGCCGGUGGUAAAACCAGCCACUGCGUUUCCUUGUUGUCUUUCUUUCUCAAGUUGAUGGCUGUGUUCGUUCCCUGUAAUAACACACUCCCUUUUGUGCGGUUCAAAAAGGAACAGAUGGGAAAAACAGCAUGCAGCAGACAAAGUUCAUAUUGCUUAGUUUUCGUUCCGGUAUUAUUUUGCUCCCAUAUGGAUCCAAUUCUAAUUGAGUCGACAUAAACAAAAUAUAUUGGGAUUGGCUCUGGUCAUAUGUCUUGGUGAGAUGACAUGCUACAGUUUAAUGAUGGAAAGCUUACCAUUGCCAACUAUUCCUUUUGUCCCAAAAUGAUAUACUUUUUUAUUGUUGUGGUCUGUCGAUAACUUUUAUUUGUUAAAAUGUUUUCAUUGAUCAUUUGAUAAAAUAAAAUAUUCUUGUCAUCUUUUAUUUUUUAGAAUAUUUAAUGUAGUUAUUAAAUAUGUAAGUUUUGU